Pseudozyma flocculosa PF-1 is the source of this 402-nucleotide messenger RNA. RefSeq lists its product as uncharacterized. The transcript has 3 exons. The coding region runs from base 1 to 402 and encodes 133 amino acids. NCBI's taxonomy places the organism in Eukaryota, Fungi, Basidiomycota, Ustilaginomycetes, Ustilaginales, Ustilaginaceae. The record is from RefSeq and is a predicted model, not a curated record.
AUGUCCGGCGACGCACCCCUCUCGCCCACCGCCUCCGAGGCCAAGGAGCUCCUCGAGCAGCGACUCGCCCACCGCCCCGCCGCCGCGGAGCUGGAACAGCAGAACAUCCUGCGCAACCACGGCCUCGCCCCCUCGCUCCAGGCCGCCCGCGACGAGCUGGCAAAGCACCAGCUCGAGGGCAAGGUGGAAAACUUUCUCGAAAAGCGCCCCGAGCGCGACGAGCUCCUCAAAAAGGGCAUCCUCAAAAACGACGGCGACGGCAAAAUCGCACCCGCCCUCCAGGCAAAGAGGGAAGAGCUCGAGAGGAGCAGGCUCGGCGACAAGCUCGAGAAGGAUAUCGCUGCCAGGCCCGAUGCCGACAAGCUGCGCGCUCAGGGCAUCCUCGUCGACGAGUCGUCCUAG